Pantherophis guttatus is the source of this 921-nucleotide messenger RNA. RefSeq names its product olfactory receptor 5BS1-like. The record is from RefSeq and is a predicted model, not a curated record. Gene Ontology annotation, biological process: G protein-coupled receptor signaling pathway. Gene Ontology annotation, cellular component: membrane. NCBI's taxonomy places the organism in Eukaryota, Metazoa, Chordata, Lepidosauria, Squamata, Colubridae. Gene Ontology annotation, molecular function: olfactory receptor activity; G protein-coupled receptor activity.
AUGGAGAACCAAACUGAUUCACCAGACUUUAUUUUCCUUGGACUUUCUAAUGAUCCUCAACUACAGAUCUUUUACUUUCUGAUCUUCUCAAUCAUUUUUCUUGUCACAUUGUCAGGAAAUAUCACAAUCAUUCUGAUAAUCAGGAUAGAUACUUCUCUCUCUACACCCAUGUAUUAUUUUCUGUCUCAUUUGUCCUUUGUAGACAUUUGUUACUCCAGUAAUACUGUUCCUAAGAUGUUAAUUAGUUUUCUAAUGAAGGAAAAGACAAUUUCAUUCACUCACUGCAUGAUUCAAAUGUUUUGUACUCUUCUACUAGGUGCUACAGAGAUUUUCCUACUUUCAGCAAUGGCUUAUGAUAGAUACACUGCUGUGUGUGACCCACUUCAUUACAUAAUGAUCAUGAAUAAAGCAAUAUGUAGUCACUUGGUUUGGGGAGUAUGGUUAAUGGGUUUGUUAACUGCAUUAAUAAACACAGUGCCCACAUUGAAUUUACACUUUUGUGGUCUUCAUAGGAUUAAUCACUUCAGCUGUGAACUUCCUGCCAUACUGAAAGCAUCCUGUUCUGAAACUUUCCUAAAUAAUACCAUUCUCUUGACUUCUGUAUUGAUUUGUGGACUUGGUUCCUUCAUAACAACUUCAAUAUCCUACAUUUGUAUCAUCUCCACUAUCAUGAAGAUCCAUUCCAAAGAAGGCAGGAGCAAAGCUUUCUCUACCUGCAGCUCCCACCUCAUUGUUGUGGGUUUGUUAUAUAUGACAGGAUUGUUCCAGUACAUGAAAAACAGCAGUGUAUCUUCCAUUACAUUGGAUGAGAUUUUCUCUAUUCAGUAUAAUAUUUUGACCCCAAUGCUGAACCCAAUUAUUUAUAGUUUGAAAAAUAAAGAAGUGAAGAGGGCACUUGGAAGAAUAUGUAAGAAAAAUUAA